GGGCUGGGGCGCGCUGCUCUCUCGUCCCCGCCUUAGCGCCGCGCCAGCCGCCCCCAUGCAUCCCGCCCUGUACACCCGGGCCAGCAUGAUACGCGAGAUCGCCGCGGCCGUGGCCUUCAUCUCCAAGUUCCUCCGGACCAAGGGACGUUUGACAUUUUAUAGUAAUGUUAGACGUUUUGACAAUUACACCUUUCUGACACUGUCUAGAGCUAAGCAGCACAAUCUUUUUUCUUAUUCUGUAGAACAUUAUAAACAUCACUGGUUCCCAGAAAAGCCAUGCAAGGGAUCAGGUUACCGUUGCAUCCGGAUCAACCAUAAAAUGGAUCCUCUGAUUGGACAAGCGGCACAGCGGAUUGGACUGAGCAGUCAGGAACUGUUCCGGCUUCUUCCAAGUGAACUCACACUGUGGGUUGACCCGUAUGAAGUCUCCUAUCGCAUCGGAGAGGAUGGCUCAAUCUGUGUGCUGUAUGAAGCUGCACCAACAGGAGGUAGCCAAAAUAACACCAACAUGCAAAUGGUAGACAGCAGAAUAAGCUGUAAGGAGGAACUUCUCUUGGGCAGAACAAGCCCUUCCAAAAACUACACUAUGAUGACUGUAUCAGGUUAAGAUAUAGUCUAUGGAUGGAUCACCUUAAAAUGGAUGGAUAAAAUUGUUUUUUACUUUGGGUGGGCUCCUCUGGGGAUGGAUUAUGGAAUUUAAACCAUGUCACAGCUGUGAAGAUCUGGCACACAGUAAUGGUAAACUUUCAAGUGACAGUGCCGUAGUUUGGACAGUACCUUUUCAGUGAUUUAAUAGCCUGAGUGUCAGAAUGAUCACUUCAUUUGCUAGGGAGUGAGGAAGUCUAGGAAGGUUUCAGUUUCUCCCAGACAUCUUAAUUUUACACAAAUUAUUUCAAUCCAAAUCUCUAUUUAUAAACUUGCUCUCUGCAGUUGGUCUUGCAGAGAAUUUGCACUAUUACAUUUACAAAUUGUUACACUUUUGGCAGCUCAAGAAUAACACUUGUUAUAAACAUGAUAGUACUGGAAAUUUUCUCAAACUUUUACCUAGCACUUACAGUAUGUAUAAAUGUACAUAAAACAACUGGUAAGCAUGACCUGGGAAAAUGGUCAGAUCUUCAUAUUGUGUAUUGGCCUUGAAAAAACAAGUGACCAGAAUCUGCCAUGGCAACAGGCUUUAAAAAGACCAUAUAAAGACACUGUCUGAACUGUGGUGUUAGCACCAGCCAGCUGUCUGUACAUUGCUAGCUUGUAGUUUUCUAAGACUGAGUAAACUUCUUAUUUUUAGAAAGUGGAGGUCUGGUUUGUAAUUUCCUUGUAUGUAAUUGGGUAAAAGUCUUUCCACAAACCACCAUCUAUUUUGUGAACUUUGUUAGUCAUCUUUUAUUUCAUAAAUUAUGAACUGGUGUAAAUUUGUACAGUUCAUGUAUAUUGAUUGUGGCAAAGUUGUACAGAUUUCUAUAUUUUGGAUGAGAAAUUUUUCUUCUCUCUAUAAUAAAUUGUUUCCUAUCUUGGCAUUUUAA
Messenger RNA from Pelodiscus sinensis (Chinese soft-shelled turtle), 1520 nucleotides. The record is from RefSeq and is a predicted model, not a curated record. NCBI's taxonomy places the organism in Eukaryota, Metazoa, Chordata, Testudines, Trionychidae.